Hyalella azteca is the source of this 872-nucleotide messenger RNA. Its product is annotated as organic cation transporter protein-like. Gene Ontology annotation, biological process: transmembrane transport. Bases 87 to 872 code for a protein of 261 amino acids. Gene Ontology annotation, cellular component: membrane. The transcript is spliced from 5 exons. The record is from RefSeq and is a predicted model, not a curated record. Lineage: Eukaryota; Metazoa; Arthropoda; Malacostraca; Amphipoda; Hyalellidae. Gene Ontology annotation, molecular function: transmembrane transporter activity.
UUAUUAAAUGCAACUUGUGAUUCUUCGGCCCUGUUUCUUCUUAUAACUUUAGAUGCUUUACAGCGGCUCUCAGGAUACCGCCCCAAAUGCUCUCAGCUUCAUACGUGGUUCCUGCUGUGAGCUUCUCAUGCGCCGAUUCAGCAACAAAUGCGGUCCAUGAGGAAGCGAACAGUUUCUCCUCCCUUCACGGAGGUCAUUAUGAAAACCAAUCAAAUUUUCGUGCAAUUCAAAAAUUGGAAGUCAACUCAAGUGUUACAGUCGCAAAACUCACUGAUAAUAAUCAGUGUCAGUACCUGGAUGAGGCGCUUGGACAAGAUCUGACCUGCAAGAAUUUUAUCUUCGACGAUUCAGUGUUCCGCUCAACCAUCACCAGCGACUACGAAUUGGUUUGCAGUCGUUCGUACUUGCGUCCGAUGUAUACGUCGCUGUACAUGUUCGGAGCCAUGUUCGGCUCAGCCGCAGUGGGCUACAUGGCAGACUGGAAGGGUAGGAAGUUGCCAAUGACCGUAGGAAUCAUCGGCUACGCGCUCACUCCCGUCGCCCUGAGCGUCAUCCCGUCACUCGAGGUCAUCCUCUUCUGUCGUCUGCUGCUGGGGUUCUUCCAUCCUAUUUUGCUGACAUCCUUUUAUACGAUUGCAUUAGAAGUGAGUCAACCGAAGUACCGAGCGACGGUGGGAGUGUUGGCAGGUCUGCCAUGGGCGCUAGGCACCAUAGCCUGGGCCGGGCUCGGCUACCUCAUCAGGGAUUGGCAGUGGCUAAUGCUCACUGCGACUGUCCCUUCUUUUUUCUUCCUGCCCUGUAUCUGGCUGAUAGAUGAGUCACCGCGAUGGCUGGUCGUUCACGGACAUCACGACAAGGCGAUCGAAGUCUAA